Xiphophorus hellerii (green swordtail) is the source of this 2244-nucleotide messenger RNA. RefSeq names its product zinc finger protein 185. The coding region runs from base 397 to 1965 and encodes 522 amino acids. The record is from RefSeq and is a predicted model, not a curated record. The transcript has 9 exons. NCBI's taxonomy places the organism in Eukaryota, Metazoa, Chordata, Actinopteri, Cyprinodontiformes, Poeciliidae.
CUAACCCAAAAAAUUGGCCUUUUUCACAGUGGAUCUGAUCUCGUCUCUCUGACUUGUUUGCACGGCCAGACCUCAUUAGAAAGUCUAAAUUGGCUUCAUUUUCAAUGCAUAGCAAAUUUGACCUGGUUAAUUGGUGCUGGCAGAUCCUUAUUUAAAUUCAUUAUAAGAGAUUAAAAACGAAGCACAGGUCAAAAUGUUAACAGCGCCUCAGAGGGAAGACAGAGAAGAUGUGACAAGAUGUGACAAUGUAAAUAAAGGCCAAGGUUGAUGUCUUACAAGUUGCGGCUCAUUAAUCAGCUCAGGAUAAACGGACAGGAAGAGAGAACAUAAGGCUGAGUUCAUUUAAUCUUACUCAUCGUAAGAAAAUCUCCUCAGGUCGAACGUCAGAGAAACAUCAUGUCAAAAGACAUUGACAGAAAUCAGGUGUUGCAAAACAUCAGGGUGAGAAAAUCAACCAAGAAGGACUGCUGGUGGAUCCAAAGUUCUAACAAUGACAAGGUAGUUUCUGAAGCGAAACAGGAACCUGCUCCAGCGAUAAAGAAUUCAUUGGUCCAGACGAGGAUCAAAAGAUUCCAGCCUUCAGCUAAUCAGACAAACAAUGACGUUGAUUCUAUUAAACCUGAUGAUUCGACUGAGGAAACAAGAAAAAAUUCCACGAGGAAUACAAAACGCCAAUCACCAUCCAAACAAGCACAAGAGCAACAGCCAGUCAUAAACACAAACAAUGAAAAGAAGGAGGUGGAAUUAAAAGCACCAGCUGGCGAGUCCAAUGUGGAGCAGAACGGGGAGGAUGUUAAGGUCUCUGCAGAUGUAAAUAAUGAAGAACAAAUCCAACCAGUUUCUUCAGAAAAUGGUAAAGUUGAUGCAGCAGAACCACCACCUGCCCAUAAAACUGCAGAAGUCAAAGAACAAAACCCUGACACUGAUUAUCAGGUUUCCCGUGAUCUUGGGGUGAAAUCAGGUGCAACAGGCACUGCAGAGAUUCCUGCUCCACCUCCAGAAGCUUUGAUCAAAACAGACACAAGUAGUUUGGAGGACGGAGGGGAGACAGUAUCCACGCAAACUACAGAGGGAAGUCGAGAGAAAUCCCUGCUACCUGCAGAAGAAAUUGUACCCGCUGCCUCUCCGUUUAUUGUGAACACUGCUACCCCGGAUGAAGACAUUCCUCCUCAAGCCAGCGUGGAACCUAACAUGCAGUUUGAUUCUGUAAGCAAGUCACCUGCUCAGCCUGGAAAUGAAACACCUGCAGAGGCCAGUAGUGAAAAACAACCCCCAGAGCAAGUUGACAAUGAAACUGUUGAAGCUGAGGUUGAGGCGGAGGUGGAAACCCCCGAUGUUGAUAAUGCAACACCCCGUGAGGAGGCUCCUCCACUUAACAGUGUGCAACCAGUCGCCUGUACUCUACCCGAGUCACACGAUGAAAUCCAGGCAGUUGACAAUAUUGUUGUUGAACAAAGUGUUGAGCCAUCAUUUGGAGAUAAAGUACAUUCCAUGGAUUUGAACAUUGAAGAUGCUCUUAAACCCAUACCGACUGCAGAUCCUGAAGCUGUUCAGGAUAGUUCAGAUUACAGACCCAUUAAUCUGACAGAUGCCCUGCAUGUGGAGGCACCCCAAAAAGAAUCUGUUCCUAAAACUGAAGCUCAAGAACAGCCUCAUCAAGAGGAACCUAAUCCCCAGCCUGACGAUGCUAAAGUUUCUGAAGGCCUUCAGAAGCCUGCAGAAGAACUAAAUUCAACCCAGGUUUUUGAAAUAUCCAGUGACGGAACCCCUUUUUGCUCUUACUGCAACAAAAUAAUUGAUGGGAACGUGAAGAUCACUUUGAGCGAACCGCCCAUGGUAUGCCAUGAAGAAUGCCUCAAGUGCGGCGUUUGUGCUAAGGCCCUGGGAGAAAUGCCGAUUGCCAUGUUCUUGCUUGGCAAAGUGAUCCACUGUGGAGACUGCUUUGAAACAGCUCUUAACUUUUGAAUUCUGCUGGCGGAAAAUACUUUGUCACCAAGCUUAGAGUGAAUAAUGUGCUCUCUGAGAAUCUCCCCGGUUUUGCCCUUGAUCUGUACACUGUUUUACUGAAUGUUUUCUUUCACUGAAAAGGAGGACAUGGUGUGAUGUGAUGUUUCAAAAUCGUGUAUUUACAAAGAAAUUACACAGUGCUAAUUACCACAGAUGUUUGAAUGAAAUGCUCCAUAAUCAGCAUAAAUUAUUUUAAUGCCAUGUACAGGAUGUGAUUAAAAUAAAAUUACAAUCAAA